This is a messenger RNA of Volvox carteri f. nagariensis, 714 nucleotides long. RefSeq lists its product as uncharacterized. Lineage: Eukaryota; Viridiplantae; Chlorophyta; Chlorophyceae; Chlamydomonadales; Volvocaceae. Bases 1 to 714 code for a protein of 237 amino acids. The record is from RefSeq and is a predicted model, not a curated record. The transcript has 5 exons.
AUGGCCCCUUCAGUUAAAACAUAUCCACGUUACCUCUGCCGCGGUCGACUAUAUGCGUUGUCGCAAUUUGAAAUUACGUGUGUGUCCUGCGGACGCAAGUAUCAUAGCAAGUCUCAUGCAUAUAAUCACGUCAUCACGCAUCAGUGCGUCCAGCCUCAUGGUGGUAAUAAUGGCACAGAGCUUUUUGGCCUCGAUGCCGUGGCUCCUAACGAGAUGAUCGCUGGACGCAGUGAGAAGUUGCUGCAAUACAUUGACAGCUACUAUGUAUGGUUAAAACUUGCGACGUCCAAUAUUAUGCAGAUGAAUGUCCUCAGCAACAAGCUCCCGUUCCGGCGGGCCCUUCGGUGGUUGGUGCGGGAGCACAGCCGCAAGCUAACAAACCGGACCAAACAGGUGGACAAGGAGUGGAGUCCGCCGAAGGGCCAGGCGGAAAUGCAGUGGAGCCCCGACAAUCUAACAGGUGACGGCGACUCAGGCGACGUCAGGGGCAACGGCGGCACAGCUGUGCAGGUGACGGAUCACCUGGACACAUUGGGACGGAUGGAGAGGUGGAGAUCCGUAUUGUUGCCACUGAAGAAGCAACGGUUGGCGACGGAGGUGCAGUCAACCACCUUGGACAUGGUGAAGCAGUGGGCGACAGAUGUGGGCGGUGGAGAUUGCAACAGCCAUGAUGACAGCAAAGGCCACCUCAAAGCGCAGCCGUUCUGGACCUGA